UUCAUUCGACCAUCUGUGGCGGACGCCAGCGGUUCCAAGUGCUAGCGAACCCCUUGCCGGCACGGGCUAGCGCGUACGCGACCGUCGCGGAACCCCCCUUGGUCGGCCGCAUCCGCCGCAGAACCUAGUCGCACCAUGACGGGCCUCAGGUCGGAGCAGCUGAGAUGCACUGGCGGCCUCCUCCUGCUCCUCGUGGCCACCUCGUCGCUCGCCUCGGCGCAGCUGGCCGGCAACUCCACGCGCGCUGUGCCUGUGACGGGCCUCUCUGUCGGCCGGACCACAGCUUCAACGACGACGGCAAAGCCGGACCCCAUCAAGGAGGCUUUCGACUCCCUGUCGGAACGCAUCACGCGAAUCAUGUUGAAAGAGUUCUACCCGAUGGUCAGCGAGCUCAUCUACGAUCAGCGCCUUUCAACGGGCUGUAUCGGAUCGCUCAUGAAGAUCGGCCCGGCCUUGAAAAACUUGGACAUCUGGGCCGUAGAAAUGGUGGACGCCAUCGGCAAGCCGCACGCAGGCAUUACCCAGGGCCGCAUCGCUGUAUACGGCGCGUACGAACAGUGCCUGUCCAUUAGGCACAACGAGAACCUGUUCCAGGGCAGGUACUGCAUGAUACACAUGUACUACGACGGUGCUGACCUGCCACCUAAGGUGUACGAAAUCGCCGAAAAGUUCCUCGCCCACCACAGACUAGGAUAUAUUGGAAACGUUUCACGAUUGGCCGACAAGGAGUUAUUGGCUAUGAUCCCGCUUCUCAAGUACGGCGUUUGUUUACCUUCCGUCUGUCAUCGGGAGGACGUCCAAGUCAUCAUUGACCACUUUGUCGGUGAACUCGACCUCAAUAUCAAGGCCCAGUGGUGCAAGAUCGACGAGCCAGUAAAGUUGGAUCAACGGCAAACCCUAAUUGUGUGCAUAUUCGUGCUGUGGACAGCCUUUAUUCUCUUCGGGACUGCCUACGACAUCUACAGGACGAUGGUGUCGACGGAAGAAAUCAAGGAACCUAAAUACCACCCAUUCAUAACCUACCUGUCCGACUCGGUACAGUCGGUCUCUCUUCGAAGGGCGUUCAAGAAACUGAUGGACAUGCCCAACUGGGGCGACUACUCCAACAAGCUUGGGUUCAUUCACGGCGUGCGUGUCUUCUCUGCCACAUGGGUCGUUCUGGGGCACAGCCAUAUGCUUCGGGACCUGCACGCCAGCUCCAACAUGAUUCGUUUCCUCAGGCGGAUACAGGACGACUUCUUGUUCACUGUCCAACUGAACUCCUUCAUGUCUGUUGAGACGUUCCUGGUGAUAACGGGAUUUCUUUCAGGCUAUCUUGUAACCAAAGCACCAAAACUGGACUACCACCCAAUAAUGGUAUUCAUCGUGGCACUUGGGAGGCGCUAUCUCAGGUUUAUCAUGCCAAUGGCAGCGCUGCUGGGCUUCGUAUUCCUCAUCCCAGCCUUGGUGGACGGACCCGUGCUGCACGACUACUGGUCUAUCUUCCAGAAGCCCUGUGACACGAACUGGUGGAAGAUAUUCACUAUGUCCCAAAACUACAUGGAUGACUUCACGGACUUGUGCAUGCCCCACUACUGGUACAUCUCCGUCGACUACCAGCUUGCCCUCGCCAGCACCAUAAUCCUGGUUUUCAUCACGCCUAAAUGGCCCAAGGGAGCCCUGUGGAUCAUGGGACUUAUCGCUGCUGCCACUUGUCUGACAACCGGCAUUCAGAUUUACGUCAAUGACUACGUGCCGUUAAACAUCGUCUUUACCACGAACAUACGGCAGCUUAUCGACUCGGCGAUGAACAUCUACAUCAAGGCGUACACGCACGCGCCGUCGCUGUUUGUGGGCAUGAUCUUCGGCUGCCUGGCCGUAAGGAGGCACCAACUGUCACGAAAGAUGCAGGGUGCUGCAUGGCUUUUGGCUGUCACGGUGUCCCUGGCCGCGCUGCUGGGCAUACGCAGCUGGUUCCACAGCCGCCAGCCAGUGAGGCUCGAGUCGGCCUUUUACGGAGGUCUGCACCGCGUCUCUUGGGGCUUGAGCGUCGGCUGGGUGAUGUACGCUUGCGCCACAGGCCGCGGAGGUUUCGUCACGAAGAUCCUUGCCUGGCCCAUCAUGUACCCACUGGGAAGAUUAUCGUUCUCUGUCUACCUGGUCCAUAUCCUGCUCAUGGCCACCAAUGCUAUUCUUAGUCGGGAGCACGUCACCCAGCAGCCUUUUCUGCAGGCUCAAAUAUACAUCUCCCAAGUCAUCAUGUCCUACGCCCUGGGCGCCAUCGUCUACCUCCUCAUUGAAUGCCCCGUCGCCGGCAUGGAAAAUGAGUUCUUCCGGAGAUUCAUGCCCUUGGAUGGGAUGAAGAGUGACAACACCAAGUACAAUAACGACAACCAAGAACUGAAGGCUGUCCAAGUCGCCACCGGGAAUGUUACCACCAAAAAACAGGACGUGGCAUUGUUCAGGCAUGAGCUUUCCAACGGCUUCCACGACGUCAUAAAGAACGGUUGCAAUGGAAGCCAUCCCAAUGGCUACGUCAACAGCGCCUGUGAAAACGAUCUCGGCGAGAAAGACACGGCAGCCAAUGGCGCCAUCAUUUCAGUGAAAUUCUGAGGACAUGUUGCGUAUCUAGCUACUGAAAUGUGUAAAUAGUGCUACGUGUUUUAUGUUUCUUGUUUCUGUAACUGUUGUGUUUAUAGCAUUGUGAAGGUUUAUAGCAGAUUAUGUGUCUAAAGCCGUGCCCACGGUAAUGGAGCCAUCCGCCGCUGCAGCUCGCAGCGGUUUAAAUUUUUAUAGUUUGUACAUGCGUGCUGUGUAUAGUAGUUGUUGUGGUUAUGCACCUCCAUAAUUUUAUGCACGGAUGUUUGUUCUUUCCUUUCUGUCGGUCAAGUACGAGUCUUUGACCUGUGUCGAAGAAAACGUCAUUCUCAUCAGGUUCAUUGUUUCACUUUUUCUUGCUUCUUUCUCUCUCUAUUGCUCUGUCUCUCAUUCGGUUCACCCGCAGCAGCGUGAUCACGGCGCGUUCGAUGGCAGCUAACUCAUUCGCUCCACCUUGUCGCUCUUCCCCGAGAUCUUAAUUAAGUGCGAAAUGACGCGCACUAAGCUCUGCCAUUUACCGCAUAUUUCUGUAUUUUCGCUCUUCCGCGUGCAGUGAACACAUCCUGCAAAGGAAAGCCAAUCCGUUUUCGGGUCACAUUAGAAGUAAAUAAUUGCACAGUAAUGUUCAGAAAUGUACGCACUUUUACACAAAUGGCUCGAAGGGUGAUUUGUCCAGUUUCUUUUAAAGUUCAUUUUCGCGAAUCCCGGGAAAGACAUGGUUCAAUGUUACGUGAAUUUAUUCUUUGGUUGCCCCGGCCGAUGAUCUACAAGAUAUAGGAGCAUGCGGUACCGUCAGGGAGUGGAAGGAAGACGGGCAUGUUUAGCGAGAUCUUGCAUUCUUCCUCCCCCCCCCUUUCCCUUUCUUUUUUUAGAUUAUCAGAACGCGAUUCAUUGACACGCGCCUCUUCCUCACAACGUGUCCAUUGGCGUGGGAAAAACCUCUGUUUGUCUCGCCUGUCCGAAAGCAAGGAGUUUUUAUUCGUGGCCAACCAUCCGCGGACGUUUUUCGUGCAAGCGUUCAGGGCGGGCUGACCAAGGGUAUGCCAAGGGUCUCCGCGAGCGUAAAGGACAUUUUGCGCUUGCCGUUACGCCAGCGAGCCGCGUCCUUGCUUAAACGGGCACUGGUGACCCUCGGUCACGCGACGUUGUUUGUAUUCUUUAUUGCUGCUAUUGGGUCCAGGCGGUCGCUCUCGUUCGUCUUGUACCGCGAUGUCGAGAGGCAUUAGGAAAACGACGCUUCCAUUGUGAUCGCAUUGUCUCUGGGAACGCAGGCGUGUCAUUGUGAGGCAACGGUAGAGAUUGAAAGUUACUGGAAUGAAUCCCGAUCACGCGCCGUCAGUGUGCCCGGAUGCUCCGCCGCACCCCUUGUGUUUCAUGCUUUGAUUAUAUUAAAGGACGUGCAAAGAAAUGAAACAACGAUACUGAGAAUAAUAUUUACGCCGCGUUUAUGCGUUUCCGGCUCAGUAGGUGUGGGGAGGCUCAUUACACAGUUGCACUUACCUAAACCCAUGUAGAAGCGCGCUGACUGCCCAAGAGCUCAUAAGUGGGCUACAUGCGAGUAUAGCGUCUCCCUGCGCGAUGAUUCUAUGCGUUGCCAGUGCCUAUAUAGCUGAGCACUAUAACGGCGUUUCUACAGCUCAAGCUUCAGGGGCACGAACGUGACACUGAAAUACCCGAACCUGUGGUAAAGGAUGCUGCCAUCGAGCAGCGUCAAAGGGACACUAAAUACUAAUAUUAGGAAGAUUUUGUAUUGGUUAACCAUUCGUCCGAAAGGUAGUUUAAUUUGUACGACGGAGAAAUGCUUAAUACUACAUAGAGAAAAGUGCAAACUUCGCUUAUUAAUAUCGUGCUGAAACCUCGACACCGGUAUAUCAUCGUGAAGUCAUUUUUUUGUUCAUUUCUAGCAUUUGGCCUAUCUUUGGCGCAAAAAAAAUUCUCGGGAUUCACGAAGUUGAGUUUAGUUUCUUUUAGAAUUCAAUGCAGUUCUUAUUUAUUGAUAAACAAUAACUACCCCCCGAAUGACGUCGUCAAAAUCCAUGCCGUCGUGGGGAUAUAGCGCGGGAACUUCGCGGUGACGUCGCCAUCCAGUUUAGUUAUCGCUUUUCACUGCAAAAGCAUUGUAUGCCCCCAUUACGCGAAAAAAACCGGCGUUGUAGUCGGCAGCGUGGCCGAAUGACGGUACCAAAGAACGGCCGACGGCAAAGAGUAAAACAACGUCAAAAAAUGCUCGGAUUGAUGUCAAAUUUCUCAGGAAGGAAUACGUGAAUUUUAGUCUGGGUGGGAGACGAGCCCGCUUCGCCGACUCCACGGCGGCUGCACGGUUCUGAUCGAGUAAUCCCCGUAUGCAGAAAUGCAACUUAAGUUGAAGCCCAUGCUUGACUUGACCUGAGUGACGCCUAUCGGGAACGCGCCGAAGGAAACGCAGUGAGCGUCUUUGGGCACGUUAACGCCAGGCGUCAUGUAAAUCAAGUCAAGCAUGGGCUUCGACUUAAGUUGCAUUUCUGCAUACGGGGGUAAAUGUAUGUCUAGUGCGUGCCUCGUUGGGCACGAGGCGACGCAGCCAAUGGGUAGGAGGUGGCGCCACGUCAUUAGUGCAUAAAAUGAGUUUAUAAACUAAAAAGCAUUGAUGUUCAAUUGAAUGCCGCUGAGCGGCCCUUCGAAUUAUAAACUCGCGGGCGAGCGGGCGAGCGAGCGCGCUGAGACGCUUGGCGCGUUUUCAUCUGGCCUUACCGAGGCGCAGUUGAAACGCAGGCGGGGGCUUGCGCGGACGAAUGACACGCGGAAAAGAAACUAUUUCAUCAAAAGGACUAUAAUGCUUUGGCAUUCCCCCACGUAAGCGGUCUGAAGUGUCUCUGUCGAAUUCUUUUUUUUUUGUUUUUGUGGAGGGGGAGGGGAUUGUAGAGAGUCCCUUCACAAUAAGAGCAGCCGUGUUUGAUAUUCUGGAAGCGAAAUUUACUAGUGCAGCUUAAGGAAAUAUUCAUCUUGAGCGUCCCAUUGUGGGGAAUGAAGCGGCCCCGAAUGAAUCCGAAUCAACUCUUGAAUGUUGCAGUGAAAAAGUGCUUCCUGUUUUGAGGGUGAACCUUGAGGAUGAAACUUGUGACCUUCGAAGCCACUUCCCUACUAAACCUUACGUGAUACGGUCUCCCAUGAUUUCUCUAUCUUUUUUUCCUUCCGUGGUACUUUGUCAUAACAGAAACACAUUUUGCAGUAGCGAACGCUCGCUCCGAGGCGUCAGUCGUAAGGCCAAAUGUUUUAGCGUAAAGCCACCGGUCUGAGAUGCCAUAUAUAAUGCCGCAGCCUCAUGCCACAGAACAGCGAGCGGCCGUUAUUUGCGUUAUUUAUCAAAGACAGGCGUAGACCGCGGAGAGGAAGUCCACCGUGAUACAUGACAGCGUUGAUUUCUACUUUCCUGCUGUGUACGCCUGGUUUUAAUGCGUUCAUGUGUUUGUACGUGUGUUUGUGUGUUCAUGUGCUCUCUGUGUGUUCGUGUGCGUGCGUGCGUGUCUCUGUGUGUUUGUGCGUGUGCGUGUGCGUGUGCGUGCGUGUGUGUGUGUGUGUGUGUGUGUGUGUGUGUGUGUGUGUGUGUGUGUGUGUGUGUGUGUGUGUGUGUGUGUGUGUGCGCGCGUGCGUGCGUGCGUGCGUGCGUGCUCGCGCGCGCUACUAAAGUGUGUUGUUACAAAAUCCAGUGGUCACAGUGCUGUUAUCUUGCUGCUACUCUUUAAACGAGACGUGUAGGAAAGCUGACAAGAGGGAUAUGUUGAACUGGCGGUACGCAAGUCCAAUCUCGCACAGCUUUAAUGCCGAAUUGAAAGUUCAGGAACUGCAUGUGAUAACUAUGGGCGUGGUUUCGGGCUCUCUAACCAUUCGAUAUAAACGCGAAUGAGCGAGAUGUGCAGCUCGUGGUGGGAGUAGUGACAGUGAACAAUAUGUGCUGUGAACUGUUUACAAUGUGAAAUAUGUUUACAUGUACAGUGUACAAUAAAAAUUUUGUUUCCC
Messenger RNA from Dermacentor albipictus, 6573 nucleotides. Its product is annotated as nose resistant to fluoxetine protein 6-like. NCBI's taxonomy places the organism in Eukaryota, Metazoa, Arthropoda, Arachnida, Ixodida, Ixodidae. The record is from RefSeq and is a predicted model, not a curated record. Gene Ontology annotation, molecular function: acyltransferase activity, transferring groups other than amino-acyl groups.